AAACGUCACCAUGCCCAUGUUAUGGGCAAAGAUUAAUUGAUUAUAAAUUUUAUUUUGUUUAGUUUUCGCGUGAUAACUCCUUUUGUGUUUUUUCUAAUUAAUUACAAUUCUUGACAUACCACUAGAUAAAAUGCCUAAAGUACGUCGAAGUAGAAAAUCGCCCCCAGAAGGAUGGGAGCUGAUUGAACCCACUCUGGAAGAAUUGGAACAGAAAAUGCGAGAAGCUGAAACAGAACCUCAUGAAGGGAAACGCAAGCAAGAAUCUUUGUGGCCAAUAUUCAAGAUUCAUCAUCAGAAGUCCCGAUACAUCUACGAUCUGUUUUACAGACGAAAAGCAAUCAGCAGAGAACUGUACCAGUAUUGCUUAGAUGAGAAAAUUGCUGACGCUAACCUCAUAGCGAAGUGGAAGAAGACUGGUUAUGAAAAUCUGUGUUGUUUAAGGUGCAUUCAGACUAGGGACACAAAUUUUGCUACCAACUGCAUUUGCAGGGUACCAAAAAGUAAACUAGAAGAGGGAAGAAUCGUUGAAUGUGUUCAUUGUGGUUGUAGAGGAUGUUCUGGCUAAAAACAUGUGUGUUAAAUUAAAAACUGUGUUAGCAGAAAAGUACAUGGACAUGUUAUCAUUAUAAGUUAAUUAAAUGUAAUAUAAUAGAAGUAAUCUUCAGUGGUUCAUAUUUUUUUUUACGAUUAAAGG
Diatraea saccharalis (sugarcane borer) is the source of this 694-nucleotide messenger RNA. The record is from the annotation of a GenBank genome assembly. Lineage: Eukaryota; Metazoa; Arthropoda; Insecta; Lepidoptera; Crambidae.